UGCGUACUGACAACAACACGAGACACUCCGUGGAGAAACACUCGUAUUAACACUUCCGCAUUCGCUUUUCGUCAAUUACUCGAAUUAGUCCAGAAGAGAAUGCCCUUCCUGGGACAAGAUUGGAGGUCGCCGGGGCAAAGUUGGGUUAAAACCGAGGAAGGAUGGAAGAAGACAGCGGUGGACGAAAAGAACAACAACGUCACGGUGGAGAGCUUCUGCAAAGCGGAGCAGGAAUGUUUCAACAAGGAGAACUUGCUGCUGUCCCUCAGCUAUGACAUGGCUGCAAAGAAGAGGAAAAAAGACCACAUGAACAACAACACCAAGAUUCCAUAUUUCCACCGGGAAAAGUGGAUUUAUGUUCAUAAAGGAAGCACCAAGGAGCGCCAUGGAUAUUGUACUCUGGGAGAGGCCUUCAACCGCUUGGACUUCUGCAGCGCCAUCAAGGACACCCGGAGGUUCAAUUACGUCGUCAGACUCCUGGAGCUUAUCGCCAAGUCGCAGCUCCCCUCCCUCAGCGGCGUGGCUCAGAAAAACUACAUGAAUAUUCUGGAGAGAGUGGUGCAGAAAGUGCUCGAUGACCAGCAGAAUGUCCGUCCCAUCAAGGAGCUCCUGCAGACGCUGUACGUGUCGCUCUGCAGUUUGGUUCAAGGCAUGGGCAAGUCGGUGCUGGUGGGGAACAUCAACAUCUGGGUGCAUCGCAUGGAGAACAUCCUGCAGUGGCAGCAGCAGCUAGACAACAUCCAGAUCAACAGACCAACAUCGACAGGCAUGACGCUGACGCAGCUGCCUGCCAGCCUGCAGCUGAACAUCAUGCAGCGUCUGACAGACGGCAGGGAUUUGGUCUGUCUGGGCCAGGUCUGUCCAGAACUGGGGGGACUAGCCGAGGACCGGCUGCUCUGGAGGAGACUCUGCCAGUACCACUUCACAGACAGGCAGAUCCGAAAGCGCCUGAUCGUGUCAGACAAAGGUCACCUUGAGUGGAAGAAGAUGUACUUCAAGCUGAGUCGAUGCUAUCCUCACAGAGAACAAUACAGCGACACUUUGCACUUCUGCUCACACUGUCACAUCCUUUUCUGGAAGGACACAAAUCAUCCCUGCACCGCCAACAACCCGGAGAGCUGCACCAUGGCCCUCUCCCCACAGGACUUUAUCAACCUUUUCAAAUUCUGAUCCCCCCCACUUGAAGUGGGUGUACAUAAUGUACAUACACAUGUAUAAAGUGUUUCCAGUUGAGAUGGGACUCCAUGGUGACCAGGCAGUGGGACAAUUAUGCAAUUGAGAUUAUUGUUUGUUGCUGGUUGACUUUUAUUAGGCUGUCGUUGGCGAGUGAAAAGAGAAGGAAUGUUGGAAGAAUACGCUUCUAAUGCAAGAUGGACGGGGGGUACACAAAGGGAAAAGUCAGUUUAUUUGGGGGGAUUUGAAUUCCAGGCACAUACUUGUGGAGUUUUGUUCCUCCAGUCAGUGUUUGCCUCAAAAACCUGAUUAUGGUUUAUUUCAACAUGGGAAGUCUGAGUUCAUGUGGAAUUAUGAUUUGCAUUGUCUGAAGCGCAAACGUUGAUAAGAUUGUUUGGCCGUGCUCAUCUGAAGGCUUCAGUGUUGGGGAUUUAAGCAGCUUGGUGUUGAUGCAUAAUGUUUUCUAUAUACUUUUUUCACUUUUAUAAAGAUUUGGUACCUUUUUUUUUAAUGUGUUCAUUUUCUGCUGUGGCUGCUAUUUCAGUAGUUUUUGACUGACAAUACUUUGUGUGCCUUAUUGCAAACUUGAAACUGUAUUUUUUUUUUUCCAAGAUCUUGAACAUGAACACAAUCGUGUGUAUUAUCGCAUACCAAAGUUGAGUUUUUUUUGUUUUUUUUUUUGUCUUCUAAAGCCUCAUGCAUGACAAAGCAGCACCCUGCUUGCAUUUAUGUUCACAUUCUGCUAAAGUAGCUCAACUUGUUGGAUGCUGAGACAGUGAUGUACAUGCUAUGCAAUGCCUUUUGUUAAUGUUCUGGAAUAUGAAUAAAAUAUUUACUUUGAGAAUAA
This is a messenger RNA of Doryrhamphus excisus (bluestripe pipefish), 2020 nucleotides long. It is a transcript of the gene fbxo32, whose product is annotated as F-box protein 32. Gene Ontology annotation, cellular component: SCF ubiquitin ligase complex; nucleus; cytoplasm. The record is from RefSeq and is a predicted model, not a curated record. Gene Ontology annotation, biological process: protein ubiquitination. Gene Ontology annotation, molecular function: protein binding. NCBI's taxonomy places the organism in Eukaryota, Metazoa, Chordata, Actinopteri, Syngnathiformes, Syngnathidae.